AGAAGCAUUAGGGUGAUGGCCAGAGUAGGGGCUGAUUUCCCUACCAUGUGUGGCAUCAUUUCUGGGACUUUAGUUACAUCACCUGGAGGGAAGCCAAGCUCCAUCCGAGGCUCCCCGGGCAGCUCCUGCUCCGAGCCUGGGGCUGCGGACAGCCUGGGAAGCUGGCCCCCCCUGCCCUCCAGGCCCUCGGCUCACCUCCCUUCUUCUGCCAGCAGCAUCUCUAACAAGGAGUUGUCAGAGCUGAUCGAGCAGCUGCAGAAGAAUGCCGACCAGGUGGAGAGGAACAUCGUGGACACAGAGGCCAAGAUGCAGAGCGACCUGGCCCGGCUGCAGGAGGGCCAGCAGCCUGAGCACCGGGACGUGGCCCUGCAGAAGGUGUCAGACUCGGAGAAGCUGCUGUAUGUGCUGGAGGCGGACGCGGCCAUCGCCAAGCACAUGAAGCACCCCCAGGGGGACAUGAUCGCCGAAGACAUCCGUCAGCUGAGGGAACGUGUGACCAACCUCCAUGUGAAACACAAGCAGAUCUACAACCUGGCAGUGAAGGAGGUGGACCCACAGGUCAACUGGGAGGCGCUGGUGGAGGAAAAGCUGGACAAGCUGAGCAGCCAGGGCUUUGGGACGGACCUGCCGCUGGUGGACCACCAGGUGGAGCAGCACAACAUCUUCCACAAUGAGGUCAAGGCCAUCGGGCCCCACCUGGCCAAGGAUGGAGGCAAGGAGCAGAACAGCGAACUCCAGGCCAAGUACCAGAAGCUGCUGGCGGCGUCCCAGGCGCGGCAGGAGCACCUGAGCUCGCUGCAGGACUACAUGCAGCGCUGCACCAACGAGCUGUACUGGCUGGACCAGCAGGCCCGGGGCCGCAUGCAGUACGACUGGAGUGACCACAACCUCGACUACCCCAGUCGCCGGCGGCAGUACGAGAAUUUCAUCAACCGGAACCUGGAGGCCAAAGAGGAGAGAAUCAACAAGCUGCACAGCGAGGGUGACCAGCUGCUCGCAGCCGAGCAUCCCGGGAGGAACUCCAUUGAGGCUCACAUGGAGGCAGUGCACGCAGACUGGAAGGAGUAUCUGAACCUGCUUAUCUGUGAGGAGAGCCACCUGAAGUAUAUGGAAGACUACCACCAGUUCCACAAAGACGUGAAGGACGCCCAGGAGCUGCUGUGCAAGGUGGACUCGGACCUGAACCAGAAGUACAGCCCUGACUUCAAAGACCGAUACCAGAUUGAGUUGCUGCUGCGGGAGCUGGAUGACCAGGAGAAGGCUCUGGACAAGUACGAGCACGUGGUACGGGGCCUGCAGAAGCGAGGGCAGCAGGUGGUGCCCCUCAAGUACCGCCGGGAGACGCCACUGCAACCCAUCCCCGUGGAGGCCCUCUGUGACUUUGAGGGUGACCAGGGCCUGAUCUCUCGGGGCUACAGCUACACCCUGCAGAGGAACAACGGGGAGAGCUGGGACCUCACGGACAGCGCAGGGAACGAGCUGACUGCCCCAGCCGUCUGCUUCAUGAUCCCCCCCACUGACCCCGAGGCCCUGGCUCUGGCCGACAGCCUGGGCAGCCAGUACCAGAGCCUGCGGCAGAAGGCGGCCGGGAGCAGAAGCGCACUCCAGCAGCGGCAAGAGGUGCUGAAGGCAGAGAGCCUUGGAGAUGCCUCCGACCUCCAGGGGCGGCAGCUGCUGGCUGCUUUGGACAAGGUGGCCAGUGACCUGGACCGGCAGGAGAAGGCCAUCACGGGGCUCCUGCGGCCACCGCUGGAGCAGGGCCGGGCCGUGCAGGACAGUGCCGAGCGGGCCAAGCACCUCAAGAACAUCACCAACGAGCUGCUGCGGAUCGAGCCCGAGAAGGCACGCAGCACAGCCGAGGGCGAGGCGUUUGUGCGGGCCCUCGCGGACGGUGGCAGCGCGGCCCUGCUGAGGACGCGGGUGGAGGACACACACCGCAGAUACGAGCACCUGGUGCAGCUGCUGGACGUGGCCCAGGAAAAGGUCGACAUUGCCAACCGUCUGGAGAAGAGCCUGCAGCAGGGCCGGGAGGUGCUGGCCAUGUACGAGAACCAGCUGGCCCAGGAGGACACGGUGCCCGAGAGUGGCCGUGCCCUGGACAGCAAGAGGCAGGAGUUGGCGGCCAUGGCCUCCGAGCUGCAGACCCAGAAGGCCCUCCUCGGGGAGGUGGAGCGGAACCUGCAGGCGGCCAAGCAGUGCUCCAGCUCGCUGGCCAGCCGCUUCCAGGAGCACUGCCCGGACCUGGAGCGCCAGGAGGCCGAAGUGCACAAGCUGGGCCAGCGCUUUGACAACCUCUGCCGGCAGGUUGAGCUCAGGGCCCGGAGCCUGCAGAGCGCCCAGGCUGCCCACGGUGACUUCCGCAGCAGCCGCGACCGCCUGCUCCAGUUCCUGUCCCGCAUCCCCAGCUAUGAGCCCCAGGAGACAGACAGCCUUGGCCAGAUGGAGACCAAGCUCAACAACCAGAAGAACCUGCUAGAUGAAAUAGCAAGAAGGGAACAGGAAGUCCAGCAAGUCCAUGCCCACUCGCAGCAGUACCAGCAGGCCGUCAAGGACUACGAGUUAGAAGUGGAGAAACUAAGGUCCCUUCUCGACUUGGAGAAUGGAAGGAGCAGCCAUGUGAGCAAGAGGGCCAGGCUCCAGUCCCCUGCCACCAAAGUGAGGGAAGAGGAAGCGGCUCUUGCCGCCAAGUUCACUGAAGUUAAUGCCAUCAGCAGACAGAGGCUGCAGAACCUGGAGUUUGCACAGAAUCUCCUGAGACAGCAGCCGGAGGCAGGUGUGAGCCACGAGGCCCUGCCCGGGAGCAAGCCGGGCUUGGGAGCGGAGGAGACGUGGAAGAUUCGGAAGGAGCUGGACGAGGAGACCGAGCGGAGACAGCAGCUGGAGAACGAGGUCGAGAGCGCCCGGGAGGAGAUCCGGGCUCUGCAGAACCAGAGCCCCCAGGAAGCGGUGGUGAGGAAGGAGGUGCUCAAGAGGGUGCCGGAUCCCGCGCUGGAGGAGAGCUUCCAGCAGACGCAGCGGACCCUGGCGGAGGAGCAGCGCAAGAACCGGCUGCUGCAGGAGGAGCUGGAGGCGCUGCAGCUGCGGCUGCGCGGCCUGGAGCAGGAGGCCAGGGACGGCGGGCAGGAAUACGUGGUCAAGGAGGUUCUGCGCAUUGCGCCGGACCGAGCCCAGGCCGACGAGGUCCUGAGGCUGAGGGAGGAGCUGGAGGAGCUGCGGCGGCAGAAGGGCACCCGGGAGGCCGAGGCCCUCCUCCUGCAGCAGCGCAUCGCGGCCCUGGCCCAGGAGAAGAACCGGGCGCAGGAGAAGGUCACGGAGAAGGAGGUGGUGAAGCUGCAGAACGACCCCCAGCUGGAGGCGGAGUACCAGCAGCUGCAGGAGGCCCAGCAGCGGGAGAGCCAGCUGAGGGAGAAGCAGGAGGAGGAGCUGAGCUUCCUCCAGGACAAGCUGAAGAGGCUGGAGAAGGAGCGGGCCAUGGCCGAGGGCAAAAUCACCGUCAAGGAGGUGCUCAGGGUGGAAAAGGACGUGGCAACUGAGAGGGAGGUGGGCAACCUCCAACGCCAGUACGAGGAUGAGGCUGCCAAGGUUCGCGCCAACCAGAGGGAGAAGACGGAGCUGCUCCGAAAGAUCUGGGCAUUGGAGGAGGAAAACGCCAAAGUGGUCGUGCAGGAGAAAGUGCGGGAGAUCGUCCGGCCAGACCCCAAGGUGGAGAGCGAGGUGGCCAAUCUCCGCCUGGAGCUGGUCGAGCAGGAACGCAAGUACCGGAGGGCCGAGGAGCAGCUGAAGAGCUACCAGAGCGAGCUGGAGGCGCUCCGGAGGCGGGGCCCCCAGGUGGAAGUCAAGGAGGUGACUAAGGAAGUCAUCAAGUACAAGACUGACCCCGAGAUGGAGAAAGAGCUUCAGAGAUUCAGGGAGGAGAUUGUCGACAAGACCAGGCUCAUCGAGAGGUGCGACCUGGAGAUCUACCAGCUGAAGCAAGAGAUCCAGUCCCUGAAAGACACCAAACCGCAGGUGCAGACCAAGGAGGUGGUCCAGGAGAUCGUGGAGUUCCAGGAAGACCCCCAAACCAAAGAGGAGGUGGAGUCUUUGAGGGCCCGGCUGUCAGAGGAACAGAAGAAGCAAGUGGACCUGGAGAGGGAGAGGGCGUCCCAAGAGGAGAAAAUCAAACAGAAGGAGGAGGAGCUUUCCCAGGUGAAGGAGAAGGUGGUCCAACAGGAAGUCGUCAGGUACGAGGAGGAGCCAGGCCUGCGGGCUGACGUAAGCGCCUUCACCGAGAGCAUCGAUGCCGAGCUGCGGCAGAUUGACAGCCUCCGCGGGGAGCUGCGGCGGCUACAGCGCCGGCGCGUCGAGCUGGAGAGGCAGCUGCAGGAGCUGGAGCGCGAGCGGCAGGCGCGCAGGGAGGCCGAGCUGGAGGUGCAGCGCCUGAAGCAGCGGCUGGCCCAGCUGGAGGAGGAGGGCGGGGAGGCCCGGGAGAAGGUGACCCUCAAGCAGAAAGGUGGUGCUGCAGCAGGACCCCCAGCAGGCCCGGGAGCACGCCCUGCUGUCGCUGCAGCUGGAGGAGGAGCGGCACCGGCGGGCAGGGUCCNGGAGAGCGAGCUGGAGACCCUGAGGAGGAAGCUGGAGCAGCUGGAGAAGAUGGAGGUCAAGGAGAAGGUGGUCUUCUCCGAGAGCGUCCAGGUGGAGAGAGGGGACACCGAGCAGGAGAUCCAGAAGCUCAGGAGCAGCCUGGAGGAGGAGAGCCGGAGCAAGCGGGAGCUGGAUGCGGAGGUGAGCCGGCUGGAGGCCAAGCUGUCGGAGCUGGAGUUCUCCAACUCCAAGUCGUCCAAGGAACUGGACUUCCUCAGGGAAGAAAACCACAAACUGCAGCUGGAGCGGCAGAGCCUGCAGCUGGAGACCCGCAGGCUGCAGUCGGAAAUCGAGAUGGCGGCGGCGGAGACUCGGGACCUGUGGAGCGUGACGGGGUCGGCGGUGGACCCCGGAGCGCAGCUCGACUCCAGGCUGUGGUCCCUGGAGCGGGAGCUGGAGGACCUCAGGAGGCUCUCCAGAGACAAAGACCUGGAGAUCGAUGAGCUGCAGAGGCGCCUGGGCUCCGUGGCCGUCAAGCGGGAGCAGAGGGAGAACCACCUGCGGCGCUCCAUUGUGGUCAUCGACCCCGACUCGGGCCGCGAGCUGUCCCCGGGGGAGGCCCACCGGGCCGGCCUCAUCGACUGGAACAUGUUUGUGAAACUCAGGAGCCAGGAGUGCGACUGGGAGGAAAUCUCGGUCAAGGGUCCCACCGGGGAGUCCUCUGUGAUCCACGACAGGAAGUCUGGCAAGAAGUUCUCCAUCGAAGAGGCCCUGCAGAACGGAAGGCUGAGCCCUGCCCAGUAUGACCGCUACGUCAACAAGGACAUGUCCAUCCAGGAGCUGGCCGUCCUGGUGUCUGGACAGAAGUAGGCACGGCCCUGCCCUCAGCUUCCUGGAAGCAGACGCCGUCUCUCUCCUGCCCAGCAACCUCCUUGGUGUCUCCUCUCCCUGGCCCCAUGCAGAGCCCAGCACAUCCCCCCACCCCCACCCAGCCGUCAAGCUGCUCAGAGCACAGCUCACAAGGGCCAAACCAUCAUCUGACCCGGUGAGUGACCUGCUUCCUCCUCUGAUGAUUCAAACCCGUGGUGCCCAUCUCUUUUCUCCCUUUUCCCACACACUCCCAUCAGCAGACUCUGUGACACCUGGAAGCAACUGAAAACUACAAAAGCACAAGACAACAGGGGCAGACAGGCCUGCCCCAUGCAGCACUGGCCUUCGCGCCCAGCGGGGGAAACUUGAGGGCAGACAGGCCUCCCCUCCACACCUUUCCCUUCAGCAGCGCUGGCCCCCAGGGCUGCCAACCUGCGUGCACGCCCCUCUGGGAUGCUGGCUGCGCUGACUUUUCCAUCCGAGGCCUCCAGGUGAGACAGAUCUUGGCUCUACGGUGUGUGGACCUGGUGCUCGGGUGAAGCCUAACCAUCAAGCCAGACUGUCCCAAGAAAACGCGCCAUCAGAAGACUGUCCGUGGUUCUGAAAUUAACUCUCCUAGUGGGCUGUGUUGUUGUUAGUCUUAGCUUUGGUGCCUAAGUCCUGCUUACUAUCUCACUGGCGUUUGGUAGACUCCACACUCGAUUUUUCAUCAAAUGAAUUUUGGGCUCUCUAUAUCUCAUGUAUUAUGUAAGAAAAUGGCAAGCAAUAGGGAACUAUUUAUAGUGCGAAAAUAAACACCUGGUGGCUUGAUUCUAAUUUCAUGUUGUGUUUCUGCCUCUUUUGCAUGUGAGGCUUAUUCCCCAAACCCCUCCUGGCUUUCAGCCAAAAUGGAUGCACCCCACAUACCAGCUCCUAAGGGAGGAAGAACUGCCUGCAAAUAUGGUAAAAAGGAAUGAAUGAGAGACGAUGUUUUGGAAAUCUUGAAACAAUUUAUUGAGUUGCUUUAUACAAGAUUAACAAUUUCCACACCGCCCCAACACCAACAUAGUUGCUGCACAAAAGCCACAGCCCUCUCACAUCCAAGAAAUGCCCCGGCAAGGAAAGCCCUGCAGCGCUGUGGCCGCGAGCCCGCUCCGCCCGCGGACCUGCCUUGCCAUGGCUUUUUAAGUCAUUCACUCUUUCGUUACCACAAAUAAAGCAUCAACAAGGAAAAGAAACCUCAUAAACUCCCCAUCAAAGAAACGUUUCCCUGAGGCAAGAGGCAUCACUAGAUUCCUAAGGAGGAGGGUGUCCUGCUCCAGCGGCACGCUCAGUGGCACCCGGGAGGAGGGGCACGGCAGGGGAGGGCGCGGGGGCUCCCAGGGCUCAGCCUGCACGGACGGCCUCUGCGCGGCUCUGAGCUCAGCGAUACAAAUCUCUUCUUUGGCUCUUUUGCUACUACCUAAGACUAUUCUGUAAACAAACUGGAAACCCAAGUUGCAAAAAAUAUAUGUAAUAAAGGGAUAAGGAAUCCACUUA
Molecule: messenger RNA, 6951 nt
Organism: Vicugna pacos (alpaca)
Lineage: Eukaryota; Metazoa; Chordata; Mammalia; Artiodactyla; Camelidae
Source: RefSeq, a predicted model, not a curated record